AUGGACCCAGCCAUGCAGAGCGGCCCCUCCCGCCCCCCCGACCUCGCCAUGGCCCGUCAUGAAGGCUGGUUCCGCUGUGAUGUCACCCUUCAGCGGGCGGGUCGGUCCACGUUGGAGGAGGGGUGUCCGGCACGCAGGCACACAAACAGACACAACGCAUGCUCGCACACUCACAAACACACACACAGACACACGCACACACACGCACACAGUCUGUCGCCUGCGCACACACAUUGUCAAGACAAAGCGGCUCUAAACGUGUGGGUUUGUGUUCCGACAGUCGGGUCCUGGCGGCUGGGGUUCUCAGUCAAGUUCUACCCCGCAGACCCCUCCAUCCUCAUCGAGGACAUCACUCGGUACUACCUGUGCCUGCAGCUGAGGGACGACAUCCUCUCCGGACGCCUGCCCUGCUCCUUCGUCACCCACGCCCUGCUGGGCUCCUACACCGUGCAGGCGGAGCUGGGCGACUACGAGGCCGACGACCACGGCCCCGACUACGUCAGCGACUUCCGCUUCGCCCCCAACCAGACGAGGGAGCUGGAGGAGCGGGUGAUGGAGCUGCACCACAACUACAGGGGCAUGAGCCCGGCUGAGGCUGAGAUGAACUUCCUGGAGAACGCCAAGAAGCUGUCCAUGUACGGCGUCGACCUCCACCACGCCAAGGACUCAGAGGGCAUCGACAUCAUGCUGGGCGUGAGCGCCAACGGCCUGCUGAUCUACCGGGACCGGCUCCGCAUCAACCGCUUCGCCUGGCCCAAGAUCCUGAAGAUCUCGUACAAGCGCAGCAACUUCUACAUCAAGAUCCGCCCGGGAGAGUACGAACAGUUUGAGAGCACCAUAGGCUUCAAGCUGCCACACCACAGAGCGUCCAAGCGCCUGUGGAAGGUCUGCAUUGAGAACCACACCUUCUUCAGGCUGGUGUCCCCCGAGCCCCCGCCAAAGGGCUUCCUGGUGAUCGGCUCAAAGUUCCGGUACAGCGGGCGCACCCAGGCGCAGACCCGGCAGGCCAGCGCGCUCAUCGACCGGCCCGCGCCGCAGUUCGACCGCUCCGUCAGCAAGAGAUACCAGCUGCCCCGCGGCUUGGACGGAGCCUCAGCCCUGGGUGACAGCAUGGACCAGUUGUCCCAGCGGAGCUCCAGCGACCGGACCCAGUUCAUGUCCAGAGAGGACCUGGACCAGGAGGGCAGUCUGGACCUGGACCAGGACCAGUACCACUACCAGGACCAGGACCAGCAGUACCCGUACCAGGGCCAGGGCCUGGAGUCCCCCGGGGACCUGGACGGGGGUCCGCAGGCCAACCGGGCCCUGGAGUACAAGGGUGAGGAGGCGAGCUCACCCGCAGACCAAAAGCCAGAGCAGCAGUUCCUGGACAAGCCGGAGGACGUUCUGCAGAAGCACCAGGCCAGCAUCAACGAGCUGAAGAGGGCCCUGCGUCAGCCCAACAGCAAGCUCAGCCAGCGGGAGAAGCGUCUCUCCUCCAGCACCCCCCCCCCCGGGGGGACCCCCGAGAGGAAGCAGGAGACUCCGCCCACCCCUUCCAUCCAGGAGGAGCCGUUCAAGGAGACCUCGCGGGAGCCCUGGGAACGCCGCCUGGGCUCGGCCUCAGAGGACGACCCGGACCAGGAGUCCCUCUACCUGAAGGAGGCGCACCUGGGCAUCGAGCGCAAGUGCUCCAGCAUCACGGUGAGCUCCACGUCGUCCCUGGAGGCGGAGGUGGACUUCACGGCGCUCACGGACCUGCACUCCGGCAUGGAGGAGUUCUCCCGCGGCAUGACGGAGCUGGGGGAGCGCGACCUGUCGCCGGACGGCGGGCUGCGCAUGGGCAUCGACCUGUUCCAGCACCAGCAGCAGUACCAGCAGCAGCUGCAGCACCACCCCCCGCCGCCGCCGCAGCACCACCACCACCACCAGCAGCAGCAGCAGCAGCAGCACCAUCAGCAGCACCGUCAGAGCCCCCCGCAGGAGGCCGUCCCCGGCAGCAGCCCCCCGGCGGCCGAGCCCCACCCCACCCCGACUCCACAGAUGCGCCCGGAGGUCAAGCGACACGAUGGACAGCCCGUCGUUCCCAAGAAGCCAAAGCGGUCAGUGCCUGUGUCGUCGUCGAUGGACAGGGACAGAGACCAAUCGCACAGAGACGUGGGUCGUGGCCCCGCCCCCACGGCACUGAGCAGGGAGGUCAGCGAUGUCAUGGCUCCGCCCACCAUGAGGAGGACGGACGUACGGACCGAGAUGCAGCCCAACGGGUCCGAGGUCACCACCACCAUCGUCGAGUUCACGGAUCAGGAUCACGGUCUGUGUAGCCUGGGAGAUGUUCCUUACUCUACAAGAGAGAGUGUUUCCCCUGUGCACAUGGGGAGUCUGGGGAGGGAUUCAUCGGGCUCCCCCAUCCUGUUCGCCGAGAACGUCACCUCCGCCACCACUCAGGUUACCAAGACGGUGAAGGGAGGCUACUCAGAGACGCGGAUCGAGAAGCGGAUUAUCAUCACGGGGGACGAUGACGUGGAUCAGGAGCAGGCCUUGGCGAUCGCGAUCCAAGAAGCCAAGCAACAGCAUCCCGACAUGCUGGUCACCAAGGCGAUCGUUGUCAGGGAAACGGAGUCCUCCAGCGACGAGAAGCACCGAAUGUCUAAGUGUUGAUUUACGCUGGCGAGGGCGCCCUCCGCAGGAUCAGACGUGUCGGUGCAGCCGCAACCUGAAAUGACCACCUAUCCGUCCUGUGGUGGUUUUAAUGGACACACACACACACACACACACACACACACACACACGGCCAUGUGUGGCAGGACUAGUGUUGAUUUGUAAUUUCUAAUAACAUUUAAACCACGACCAUGUAAGUUACAUUCAGUAUUUUAGGUUAUUAUUGUUAUUUAUAUUCACUACUGCGCCUGAGAGAUGAUUACGUAUUCUCAGAACAGCGAUGGAGCAGAUGUACUUCACUUGAGAUAAUUGUACUGGAGUCUAUAAUUGGCUGACAAUAUGUCACUAGAACCGCCAGCAGCUGGAAAGAUUUUGUGGAUGAUGGCUAAAUGAUAGUUUAACAGCCAACCAAGAUGUCUUCUACAGUUACCCUCCGAAGUGGGAAACAUAUCACUGUUGAUCUGUUGAUAUUUUAAAUCAGGCAAAAAAUAUAGCAAGGUCAGACAUGAAUGCAUCACCCUAUUGACAACGUCAUGAAGGGAAUCCCCCUCUCCUCAUUCCUUAGACAUUUGUAUUUCUGAGAUACUGUACCACUGAAAAACUGGCCUGAAAUCAACGGGAAUUUCUGCCAGCCUAUGUGCGACAAAAUGACUGAAACUUGUGUGCUUCAAUGUAAACUUCCUCACUUUUGAAAGGAGUACUAUGUUAGAUUGGACUAUAGGUACAGUGCUGUGGCAUGUGUGUGGGAAAAAACAGGGUUAAGUCAGGGACAAACGGAUUUCUUUCCUUCGUUUUCUUACUUGCUGAGACAAACACAUGAACGAACCGGGUGUCAUUCUGCCGGAGACUCGCUAGGGGGUGCUGCAAGCUCAAGUUGUCCUAAUAGCGCCGUCUAGUGGCGCGUAACCUUUCUGCUACACAUGGCAGAAUUUGGCAAAAACACAAUGUUUGAUAAGUGCUUAAUUUGUCCUGCAGUGCAGUAACAGAAGAUCGUGAAGCAGUAAACACAGAAUAAAACCAGACUUCAUGACAGGACAAUAUCGUCUCUAAGCAUGUCACUAUUUUCGAACAUUACUUUUAAUGUUAUUUUUUUCCACCUCCUUUAGAUAUUGUUUAAUAUGAGAUUAGGAUAUGAGCCCGAUGUUUAGAAAGAGAGUAUAGGCUCCAAAUGACUGUACUCCAGUAGUGAAAUUAUAGUAUUUAAAAUGUUUGCAUGAUAGUUACUUGUAGGUACUUGUAGACUCAAUUUGAAACGCACAGAAAAGGUUCAAUAGCUUCCACUACAAUGUGAUAUAGGACGUUUCAAACGAAAGUACCGAAACUACUUUGCCCAAACUUCCAAGUCGGCACAUGGGGAAAUCACGCUUCUACAAAAGAUUGUAGCCCUAACUUGUUGUUUGUGCAGCUUAACCAUAAGCAUAAUAGGGGGACAGAAAACUAAUUAUGUUUUGCUAUUCCCAAUGCAGUCCUACUUUUAUACCGCUCACUUUAGUUACUGCUUAUUUCCAUUCUUCUUUUCUGUUUUUGCAUUAUAAUAAACGUCAGCCAUUGGUUAUUUUCACACUGAUCAUCGGGCUAUACCAGGAAAAAAAACACUAAACCUGUAGACCUGCACAUUAUCGGACAUAGGUAAUGCGCUAUAGAGUAAUCAUCACUUAAACACUUAUUUCUGAAAUCUGCAAAACUCUUUUAAGGAAUUGUAAGCCUGUGAGAUGUUAUGCAUUGCUCAUACGACAAAGGAAGAGUAAAAUAACCGUUCUCGAAACAUGUAGCGUGACAAGUGAGAGGGAAAUGUUUCAGUAACGGUUCCUGUGUGUCUCCGAUAAGUGAAUGUUAGCAGAAUGACAUAGACUUUGUGAUGUGCCGAUAGUGGAGAACAAACAGUUUUUUGUAUGACCUACUUUAUAUAACACAAAAAAGGGAAACCAUACCAAACUGACAACGAUCAGAAACUGACACAGCCAACGUCCACAUUAAUAUUUAGCAAAACAACCUUUUCUUUGCAAAUUUCUCUUGACUUCUUGCAGAAUUCUAUUGGGUGUGUUAGUUUAGAGUGGAUGGUUCGACAGUGAUAAAGAAAAGCCUUUUUUUUCUUAGGUAAAGGUCAAAAUAACGAUGGUGUAGGCCUAUGUAAACCGUCCAAACGUGUGGUGUGUAACUAACUUCCAUUGUCUGUCUCCGAAAGGCAGACCACUGAUUUAUACUUUGGUUCCAGACCUGUGACGGUGAUUGGCUGAUGUGUGUACGUAGAAUGGGAGAAUAGAAAAUAUAAAAAAGGUGUAAUGUAUUCUUGGGCUUGUAAAUAUGAUAUGGUGCACUGUGAAAGCAUGACCACAUUUUUGCCGAUGGUAUUGAUGGCCACUGGGUGGAGCCAGAUCUUUGACGCCGUGAACCGGGCUGAAAUAACUAUCCGUCAAGGAAAAAAACGACCACAAAAAUAAAAGUACGUCAACCUCGGUUUGAAAUGGAUCGAACAACAGCACCUCAAGAAAAAGUUACCAUUUCUCCUGAUGACAAAAAAUAUACCACUGGACCACAAUGCAUCACUGUCUACCGACUUUGGAGCUUUUCGUCAGAGCACUCUGAUUGGUUGAGCUCUGGCUUACCUUAUGAACAUUACUGAUGUGUACAGUCCUUCCUCCGCGCCCAUAUUUGCUUGUUGAUGUGUGUUUGCUGUACAGUGUACUCGCGUUCCUCCUCUGACAUCGAGAAAGAUGAACGGGGGUGCAGGAGAAGAGGUGUGUGUCCGUGUGAUUAUAAGGGUAACAGUGUGGGUGCUGUGAUCAUAUUUAAAGAGAAAAAAAAAAAGUAUGUGUUGUUGUUCCUUACAUUGACUGAGCAAUGCAGUAUUUUUUUUCUUUUUUUUUAACCAUUAAAAAACAAUUCCCAAUGGA
Molecule: messenger RNA, 5531 nt
Organism: Gadus macrocephalus (Pacific cod)
Lineage: Eukaryota; Metazoa; Chordata; Actinopteri; Gadiformes; Gadidae
Product: band 4.1-like protein 1
Biological process (GO): cortical actin cytoskeleton organization
Cellular component (GO): plasma membrane; cytoskeleton
Molecular function (GO): structural molecule activity; actin binding
Source: RefSeq, a predicted model, not a curated record